Molecule: messenger RNA, 3915 nt
Organism: Apodemus sylvaticus (European woodmouse)
Lineage: Eukaryota; Metazoa; Chordata; Mammalia; Rodentia; Muridae
Gene: Map7
Product: microtubule associated protein 7
Exons: 18
Coding region: 75-2273 (732 amino acids)
Biological process (GO): microtubule cytoskeleton organization
Cellular component (GO): microtubule cytoskeleton
Source: RefSeq, a predicted model, not a curated record
AGGGGCGGGGACCCGGCGGGAGCGAAGCCGAGGGAGAGGGCGGAGCGGCUCUCGGGGCGCGUCAUCGGAGCACCAUGGCGGAGCAGGGAGCUGGUGGCGACGGCCACAGGGGCGGCGAUGGCGCUACGCAGAGCGACCCAGCGUCUGAUGGCUAUAAAGUACAAGAAAAGAAACCUGCCCCCAGCCGCCCCACUUCUACAGCUUCAGGACAAACUAGCAGCUACUCAGGAAACAAACCAGAUCCCCCACCUGUGCUACGGGUCGAUGACCGGCAGCGUCUGGCCAGAGAACGCCGUGAGGAACGAGAAAAGCUGCUAGCUGCGCGAGAAACCGUCUGGCUAGAGAGAGAAGAGCGCGCCCGGCAGCACUAUGAGAGGCACCUGGAGGCGCGGAAGAAGAAGCUGGAGGACCAGCGGCUGAAGGAGGAGCGGAGGCGGGCUGCGGUGGAGGAGAAGCGGCGGCAGAGACUGGAGGAGGACAAGGAGCGCCAUGAAGCCGUUGUCCGGCGGACGAUGGAGAGGAGCCAGAAGCCGAAGCAGAGGUAUAACCGCUGGUCCUGGGGAAGCCCCCUCCACGGGAGCGCGAGCAGCCACAGCGGAGAUCCAGACAGGCGGUCGGUUUCCACCAUGAAUCUUUCGAAACACGUCGAUCCUGUCAUUAGCAAGAGGCUCUCUUCCUCGUCGGCAACGUUGCUAAACUCUCCAGAUAGAGCCCGCCGCCUGCAGCUCAGCCCCUGGGAGAGCAGCGUCGUUAGCAGACUUCUGACGCCCACACAUUCGUUCCUGGCCAGAAGCAAAAGCACGGCCGCCUUGUCUGGAGACCCAGCGUCCUACAGCCCCGUCAUGCCCUUCAAAGCGGCACCCUCUAGAAACCCAGUGGACCGACCAAAGCUCUUGGUAACACCGCCCGAGGGCUCUGCGCGGAGGAAGACCAUUCACGGCAGCGUAGCGAGCCAUAAAAGAGAGCGGGAAAGAGAGCACCUUCCCUUCCACGUUUCCCCCGGCGCCCGCAGGACUCUGUCUCCUUCUAAUCUCAAAGCGAGGUCACCGGCCCCGGCCCGCCUUUGGCUCCCUUCCAAGUCCAUGCCUCACCUGCCUGGUGCUCCCCGGCCCGCGUCCUCCUUGCCGCCCGGCUCAGGCAAAGCGCCUUCUGCUCAGGCCCACUCCUCGGCUCCUGGCAACAUCCGCCCUGGCAAGAGAGAAGGGAAGGCGGAGCCUGAGAAAAAAGACCCCGAGAAGAAAGUAGCCAGUGAGCCCCCAAUAAAGGGCAGGGCGCCAUUAGUGAAGGUGGAGGAGGUCACAGUGGAAGAGGGGACAGCUGCGAAGCCACCUGACCCCGCUGCCCCAGCCUCGGCCCCCGGUCCAACCCCGGCCCCUUCUCCAGCUCCGGACACAGCACCAUUGUCCACCGUGACUGCUGGUGUCGUUCCUAAGACUUCUGCAGGCACCACCGACCCUGAAGAGGCUACGAGGCUGCUGGCUGAGAAGAGGCGCCUGGCCAGAGAGCAAAGGGAGAAGGAGGAGAGGGAGAGGAAGGAGAAGGAGGAGCUGGAGAGACAAAAGAUAGAGGAGUUGUCCCGAAGGGUGGCUGAGGAGCGAAGUCGCCGGGAAGAAGAAGCCCGCAGGCUGGAAGCGGAGCAGGCGCGAGAGAAGGAGGAGCUGGCGCUUCGGCUGGCGGAGGAGGAGAGGGAGCGGUCGGAGAGGGAGGAGGUGGAGCGCCUGCAGAAGCAGAAAGAAGAGGAAGCCCGAGUCCGGGAGGAGGCAGAGAGAGCUCGGCAGGAACGGGAGAAGCAUUUCCAGAAAGAAGAGCAGGAGCGCCUGGAGAGGAAGAAGCGACUUGAAGAGAUUAUGAGAAGAACCAGGAGGACGGAGGCAGCCGAUAAGAAAACCACUGAGCAAAGAAAUGGUGACGUAGCCAAAGGAGUUCUCGCUGGAGAGACAGAGGUGUCUGCACUGCCACAGAUGAACUCUCCAGGAAACGGAGAGUCUGCAGAGAGCCCACAAGGAGUCGCUUCACAGCUGUCCAAAGGAACCACAGAGAGUUCUCCAGAUGUGGAAAAGCAGCCAAAUGAAAAUGGAAUGUCUGUACAAAGUGAAAAGUUUGAAGAAAUUAUAAACUUGCCUGUUGGAUCAAAAGCGUCCAGAUUAGAUGUCACCAGUGAGAACCCAGAAAUUCCUUUGAAACCAAUUUUGGCCUUUAACGAUGAAGGGACACUUGGGCCCCUAACUCAGGUGGACGGAGUGCAGACACAACAGACCGCAGAAGUUAUAUGAGCAUUUCCUCUGAAGAACCAAAACAAACAUUUUCUACAACGAAUGGAAUUUCAGGCUCCAAAGGAGCCCCUCCCUCCGGUUUUCUAAAGAGUUCUUGACCAUCAUUUUUAAAAGAUGUAUUAAAGCCAGCUAAAGACAACAGACUUGGUAGCUUUUCUAAUCAUUUUCGCCAAUAGAAAGAAAUGCUCCUUAAUCUGAAACCCUGAGAUGGCAUUUUCCAGCGUGUUCCUCCUUCUUAGUAAAUCAAUAUUUUUCUGCGUCCUUAAAAAAAAAAACAAACAAAAAAAAAAACUAAAGAGCAUUUCAUUAUACAAAGAAAUGGACUGGCAAGGCAUAAUUAUCACACAGACCUUUUUUGAAUUUUAAACUUCAAUAUAUAAGAUUGGCAAAAAUAAAAUACGUUUUACAAUGUAAUACUUGACCAUCAGUACCUCUUCGCCCUCCAAGUAGACUGAGUGGAGGGAAUUUAAACAAACCUGAUUGUUUAAAUAUUACUGCAGAAGCAGUUUGUAGAGGCAGCAGGUGGCCAGGUGACCUGGCUCAUAAACAGCUGUCACAGGCGUACUGCAGACCGUGGCCACAGUCUUCUGAGACUCCUUUUACAGAACUAUACUGACCAAUAUGAAAAUGUGAAAACAUUUUUUUCAGAGCAAGAAAAUAAUUUGCUGUCCUCUCUUUGUUCCCUGUUUUUGGGGUUUUUUUCCCCCCUACUUUUUAGAGAACAGGUUUCUCUGUGUAGCCCUGGCUGUCCUAGAACUGGCUCUGCAGACCAGACUGACCUCGAACUCACAGAGAUCCACUGGCCUCUGCUUCCCAAGUGCUGAGAUCAAAGGCGUGUGCCAACCCCGCCUGGCUCAGUUGACCUCUUUUUUUUUUUAAGUGAUGUAUUUAUAAAAGCUUUUUCUGCUAGAUAAAUUAGAACAAGACAGGGCGCAGACAUCUCCAGUGGACACACUCCGCCGCCUGCUGCUGUGGAGCGUGGAAGUCCUUGUGGGGCUCUCUGAAGUUUGUAUGCUGCUGCCACCACCAGCGAUGGUGGGACCUCUCUCUCUGCCUUACGUGAUCAGGAAUGAUGUGGGGAAGUAAAUAUUUAAUAUUCCUUUAGAUCAAAGAAUUUGGUUCUGCUCGUUUCAGAGCAAUGAAAAAUAAAUGAUGUCAUGUCGACGUCAGGGGACAAAGGCCCGUCACAGGUGUCCUCAGUGUACAGGGACUGUCGGCUUCUCCUGUCUAAUCUUUCUUCAUUCUCGCUGCUCAGCCCUGCUGUACAAAUUUGCACUUUCACUUGCUAAUAUAAAUUCAAUUUAUUUUCCCACUCAAGAGACGACCAAUGAGAGACGGAGACGGAACGCCAAGGGCAAUGGUGUAUCCCUCCUACUCUUGGUUUUAUACUAAGAGCAAUUGGUGAAUCUACAAGAUUUAAUGGGAGACUAUUCAUCCGUUGGGGUUCUUUUAAGUCCAAGCAUACAAUCUUUACCAACCGUUUGUAAAACAUUGUUAAAACAUCGAUUUUUGGGGUUUCCCUAUUUGGUUGUCCUUGUACAUCUAGAUAGUGUAUUAAAAAAAUCUGUUCAGUAAAUUUGUUCUAUUUAUUUAAAUCUACCAAACAAAAUACAAAUAAAAUGUUUGAUAUAGUUUUACCUUA